AGUUGCUGUUACCAUCAAAGGAAGCUCCUCUCUCUCUCUUUCUUUCUUUCUCUGUGUCUUUCCCUAACACUCCCCCCAAAACCCUUCCUUCCAUCUGGGAGACAAAGAUCCCUUUGCCUGAGGAAGGGGGGAGGUGUUGUUAGAGAGGGCUUUUUGUUUAAUUGUGUUUGAGUGAGAGAGAGAAAGAGCCGGCUUCUUGUCUCUCUCCCUCCCUCCUUCUCCCCCCCACCCCCCCUCUCCAAUCUCGGUGGUGGCUCUCAGCUGCCCCCUUUCUCUUGUUGCCUGGACCGAGGGCUGGAGGCUGCCUCCUGGUCUAUGUGAGGGUGGCCAGAUCUCCGGCUCCCGCUGGAUUCUCGCGUCUGGAGCUGCGACUCGAUCCCAGAGAGAGAGGGCUUGGCGAAUUACCUCUAGGAGAAGUUGAAGCGUAAAACGACCCUUUGUAUCCAACCAACGUCCGCAUCAUCCAUCUUGGUCCUGAUGAUCCAUCAUUUCAGAAACAAUAUACUUUGCAAAAGAAAACCAAGGGACUAACAUGCACCUUGCUGAGGAUCUGAUGUUACCCACCUAGGAAGAGAGCCACGACCUGACUCCCGACAUUCCCCAGGAUGCUGGGAAUCUGCAGAGGGCGCAGGAAGUUCCUCGCAGCCACCCUGACUGUUCUCUUCGUGCCAGCAUUUACCUGGAUUUACCUCUUCUCGGGGACGUUUAAAGAUGAGAAGCCGGUUUCGUUGUCUCCCUAUGAAGCCCCGGCAAACAGCCCACGGUACGUGUUCAACCAGAGAGAGCGGGAAUCCCUGGAAGUGCGGAUGCGAGAGGUAGAAGAGGAAAACCAGGCCCUUCGAAAGCAGCUCAGCCUGGCCCAGAGCCGGGUCCAUCACCAUAGGAACCAUUCCAAGAGCUAUUCCACAGAGGAAGGCACAGGAGACAACGAGGUGGUGCAUGCAUUGGCGUGGAAUAGUUCAGAAUGUGGCAAAAGACCCACUGUGGAAAAGUGUGAGACAAUCCACAUUGCCAUUGUGUGUGCAGGAUACAAUGCAAGCCGCGAUGUUGUGACACUUGUAAAAUCCGUUCUGUUUCACCGGAGAAAUCCUUUGCACUUCCAUUUCAUCACCGAUGCCAUUGCUAAGCAAAUCCUGGGCUAUCUCUUUGAGACGUGGAUGGUUCCUGCAGUGACAGUCAACUUUUAUGAUGCUGAUGAAUUGAAGCCAGAGGUAUCAUGGAUUCCAAACAAGCAUUACUCAGGGAUAUACGGCCUAAUGAAACUGGUUCUCACCAAGACUCUGCCUGCUUCCUUGGAACGGGUCAUUGUCCUUGAUACAGAUAUCACCUUUGCGACAGACAUUGCCGAGCUUUGGGCUGUGCUCCACAAGUUCAAAGGUCAGCAAGUUCUUGGACUGGUCGAGAACCAGAGUGAUUGGUACCUUGGGAACUUGUGGAAGAAUCACAGACCUUGGCCAGCGCUCAGUCGAGGAUACAACACUGGCGUGAUUUUGUUGCUGCUGGACAAAUUGCGGAAAAUGAAAUGGGAACAGAUGUGGCGUUUGACUGCAGAGCGGGAGCUGAUGAACAUGUUGUCCACUUCGCUGGCUGACCAGGAUAUCUUUAAUGCCGUCAUUAAGCAGAAUCCUAUCCUAGUGUACCAGCUUCCGUGUUUCUGGAAUGUUCAGCUGUCAGAUCACACGCGCUCCGAGCAGUGCUACAAGGAUGUGUCAGACCUCAAGGUGAUCCACUGGAAUUCUCCCAAAAAGCUGCGAGUGAAGAACAAGCACGUGGAGUUUUUCCGGAACCUGUAUCUGACGUUUCUGGAAUAUGAUGGGAACCUCCUGCGUCGGGAGCUGUUUGGCUGUCCCAGUGAGGUAGACAAGAACAGUCAAAAUCUUCAGAAGCAGUUGUUGGAACUGGAUGAGGAUGACCCCUGCUAUGAAUUCCGAAGGGAACGAUUCACUGUCCAUCGCACUCAUCUCUAUUUCUUGCACUACGAGUUUGAGCUUUCUGCUGAGAACACUGAGGUUACUCUGGUGGCUCAGCUCUCAAUGGACAGGCUGCAGAUGUUGGAGGCUAUCUGCAAGCAUUGGGAGGGGCCUAUUAGUCUUGCGCUGUACCUGUCCGAUGCUGAGGCCCAACAAUUCCUCCGCUACGCCCAAGGUUCAGAGGUCCUGAUGAGCAGGAGCAACGUUGGGUACCACAUCGUCUACAAGGAAGGACAAUUCUAUCCUGUCAACCUGUUGCGGAACAUCGCCAUGAAACACGUUAACACACCCUACAUGUUCCUGUCCGAUAUUGACUUCCUCCCUAUGUACGGUCUCUAUGAGUACCUGAGAAAGUCAGUUCUGCAGCUGGACAUGGCCAACACUAAGAAGGCUCUGAUAGUGCCGGCAUUUGAGACUCUCCGCUAUCGUCUGUCCUUCCCGAAAUCGAAGGCGGAGUUAUUGUCCAUGUUAGACAUGGGAACACUCUUCACUUUUAGGUAUCAUGUUUGGACCAAGGGUCACGCUCCGACGAACUUUGCCAAAUGGCGGACAGCCACUACCCCCUAUCACGUCAAUUGGGAGGUGGACUUUGAGCCUUAUGUUGUAGUAAGGCGCGACUGCCCGGAGUACGACAGGAGAUUUGUCGGGUUUGGCUGGAAUAAAGUAGCACAUGUCAUGGAGCUGGACGCACAGGAAUAUGAGUUUAUCGUCCUCCCCAACGCCUACAUGAUCCACAUGCCUCACGCCCCCAGCUUUGACAUCACCAAAUUCCGCUCCAACAAGCAAUAUCGGAUUUGCCUGAAGACGCUGAAGGAGGAGUUUCAGCAGGACAUGUCUCGCCGCUACGGGUUUGCAGCUCUCAAAUACCUGACUGCUGAAAACAACAGCUGAGACCCUCAGGCUGUCCUCAGCCGACUCCACGUGAACACUCAGCCACCGCCGCGAGGAGUGAAAUGGGGUGGGGGUGCUGUGUACAGCGUGUCGUGCAAAAACCGAAACCAAAAUUCACGUGCGUACCCGCCAACGGUCUGUCAGGAUUUGGGUGGAAGAGUUGUGCUUACAAGAGCUUACUUUGGGUCCUCCUAGGCGCUGUUAAAGUAUCCCUGUCAUUCGCUAUUUAAAGGCCUCCAUGCUGGUCCACACCCCCCCCAACUCCCCCACCUUAUUGUCUUGCCCUUGAGGGAGGUCCCUAUUGGCCAUCGAGCCUUUUCCAAAUGGAAGGGCAGGAUUGUUCAGUGCCCCACAACGUUGCUCCCUGAUUAUUCAGAGGGUCUCCACCCUUUUGAGUGCAAGCCUUCAAGAGCUCAACACUGUCACUUACGAACAGGAAUAUUAACAAGAACAGGAGGGGACACAGCAGAGAGCCCUGGGAACAGCAGUGCCUUUCCUGCGUUGGUGUGACUUAGCAACCAGCCUCGCCAGGCUACUCCAUGUUGGUUUCCCAUGACGGUCUUUUGUCAAGGUUAGGGCACUCCGCCACUAUUCCACGACGCCCCAGCUGCCCGCGGCAAAUUCACGGGUCGAGCCCAGGCUUCCCUGCUCCUAAAAGAAAGGUCAACCCCUUUCCCAAGGCAGUGAGCAGUCCAAAUCUUGUUCUGUCCAAAAUGUCCGUGCAUCCGUUAAGGUGGUCCAGAGAUUAGCGAAAUACUGGAGCUCUGAGGUGCAAACAGAAAAGGCUGAAAAAUGUUGGGCUGGUGGCAUCUGGGGAGGAAGAAGCAGAGUUAAAUCUUUCAGAGUGAGGUCCCUAGGGGAGGAUCAUGUUGUGGAGGGUGGGGUACAUCAAUGGUGAGAGGAAGCCAUACUACAAAGGUCAGACACUGGUCAUUGGAGUUUGAAUAACUCAAGGAAGCGGCCGGAGUCGCUUGGGUUGGGAUGAGAGUUUGAGCUGAUUCCAAUAACCAGAGUUGGUUUUGAGAAUUCAAGCAUAAAUUUAACACAGCCACGAAGUGUGUGUUGACUUCUGUGAAAGGAAACAAAGCAGAUCCUCCCUGAGAAUAACACCUAAAUCGAAAAUCCCAUCCAAAGAAAGGGUUGCCCUUGUACCAGAGUCACUGGGGGGUGAGAGACAUUGUUGAGUUCGCUGGGGGUCAACUGGAAUCAAAUGAAUUGGCGGGCUUUUUUUGUGAGGUUAAAGCCAAAAUAUUUCUCCAUUUGCUGGGACAUGGUCAGGGUGGGGUCAGCUGUCAAACCGAAACCGUGGAAGAUGCAGAGCUCUGCUUGACGUUCGAGUCAAGGCUGAGCCGAGGAUUGGAAAAAUGAAGAGCUGCACAAUGUUUUGGAUUUUUAAAAAUGACAAAUUCCGUGAAAUCUCCCCAGAGUAUGAACUUUCCACCAUCUCUUCCACUGACAUGCUGGGAUCAUUUCAUUGAGACUAGGCCAUAAUUAGGAUGGAUCUCUGGAGGUGGAUCGAGAUCAGCCAGUGGGAAGGGUUGCUAGUAAUAGGGGUGAUUGAUUUGGAACAUUACGAUAAUGUAAGCAGCCCAUGGGAUGUAGCUACGUAAAGAUAGUAAGAUCGGUAUUCAAGGGAAUAAGGUUGAACCACCACCUUCGUCCAAAUCUAUCUCGUGACUCGCUGCAAGAACUCCACUCUAACUGAGGGAGCAUUUUAUAAUAAUGUAAACUGCGUAUGAUGUAUUAAGGAAAGAAUUAAUUCAGUAACCUACCAGGCCAACUCUCAGUCCCACGUGCCAGUGACACUCUGCGCAGUUUUCAAUGUGACCUUUCCCCCGGCAACUGACACUUGCAUCACAAUAGAUUUCCGUUGAAGCCAUCCUGUUUAAAAAAGACGGUCAAAAUUUUAGUUUCCAUGUGCUCUUACUUGAAACCUUGUCAUACUUUGGAAACUGCUGAGGCACGUCAGAUGAUGUGGAGUUUGUCAUGAGGUCCUUGCCCUGUCCAACGAUGGAUAAAUAUUCUUGAAGACGACCAGUAUGACAAAAAGAGAAAUCAAUCCUUUUUUGGUGUCUCUCAAAGUAAUGUGACUCUUUUUUCAAAUAGAAAAAGUAAUUGCACCCUUCUGUAAGUUUAUUUUGUCCUCAGGGAGAGUGUGAUGGAAGAACUGUAGUCUAAUUGUUAGGGAAUAUAAGCCUCAGGUUGCUUUGAGCAGAGCACAGUAUUGUAAUAGACUGGACAAUCACAGGACUGAGGACUAUUUAGAGCACCAAUGGAGCUUGAGAAAUAAAUACUGGAACCCAAUCGGACAUGGUGGAGGAUCCUUGAACCCUUGAGAAUCCAAUUGGAGGGUAUGAUGUACUGUUCAAAUGAUUCAACUGUUAGGUUGUUAAUGUUACUCAACCCCAUUGCGCCGCUGUCAGACUCUGAAAUCCCGUGAGCUGACUGCAGGUUUAUUUAGGAAGAGGAUUCUUUGGCCUGGUUAAUAAUACGCUGUUGGUCAUCUUCAAUUAUUCGGAGUGUGACUGUCAUCGUUGGGAUUUGGACAAUAGUUUUCAUCACAGAGCUAUUGAACUGUAAACCUGGAAAUUAUGUGGAGCAGUAAGAGUGCUGGACCUGUUGGAGCAUUUGGAAUGCCACUGGGCUGUUGAUCGAACUAUUGGAGUUGAACUGGGAGCACUAAUGGGGGGUUUUGAACAGCUCAACGUAUGACAAGAAAACUGAAACCUUUGGAAAACAAUUGGAGGAUGGUGUUGCAAAUUAUAAAUAUUGGAGGAGAGUUAGUCAGCAGGCAGUGCCAUUGGAGAAUAGUCAAAGGCAACGAGGAGUACCAUUGGAAGAGGGUCAGACAGCACUAUGCUCCAUUGAUGAACAGUCAGACAACUAUGUGCUCCAUUGGAAGAUAGUCAGCUAGUAUUACUCUGAAGGAUAGUUAGGGAAGGCCUUGCACCAUUGGAGGAGGGUCAGCCAGCGAGAAGCACCAGUGAAGCAAAAACAGAAAUUGAACAGAAGCAGAGCAUUCUGAGAAAGGGUUACUGGUCCCAAAACAUUAACUCUGACCUUCAGAGCUUUUCCUUCAAUUUCUGUUUCUGUUUCUGAUUUCCAACAUCUGCAGUUGUUUUAGUUUUUAUUUGAAGAACAACAGGACAGCUGGAACACCACUGGAGGAGGAUCAGACAGCUAGGAGAACCAUUGGUGGACGGAUAAGCAGCACAAUGCCUCAUUGAGGGAUAGUGGGAGAGCAAGGUGCCCCAUUGGUUGAUAGUCGGACAGCAAGGUGCCCCAUUGGUAGAUAGUCAGACAAAAAAGUACCCCAUUGGAGGACAGUCAGACAGCUUAAUACCCCACUGGGGGACAAGCAGCUGAUAUUACUUUGGAGGAUAGUCAGAGAAGGCCUUGCUCCAUCGGAGAAGCUCAGACAAUGAGGAGUACCAUUAGAGGAGGACCAGACAACUAGGAGCACCAUUGGUGGACAGUCAGACAGCACAGUGCCCCAUUAGAGGACGGUUGGACAGCUAGGAGCACCAUUGGAGGACAGCCAAAGGCCUGCAGGAUUGGUGAGCUGUUUCUAAUCAUUGUACAACAAAUUUCACUCUUCACCACAAUGGGCAGGAUGACUGUUGAGAAAAAUGGUCAAUCAGCACAAGGCAGAUCUGUCUUCUGACUUUGGCAUUGUGCAAGUGACAGAA
Messenger RNA from Hemiscyllium ocellatum (epaulette shark), 6550 nucleotides. RefSeq names its product LARGE xylosyl- and glucuronyltransferase 1 (gene large1). Gene Ontology annotation, biological process: protein O-linked glycosylation via mannose. The coding region runs from base 606 to 2861 and encodes 751 amino acids. NCBI's taxonomy places the organism in Eukaryota, Metazoa, Chordata, Chondrichthyes, Orectolobiformes, Hemiscylliidae. Gene Ontology annotation, molecular function: glucuronosyltransferase activity; xylosyltransferase activity. The record is from RefSeq and is a predicted model, not a curated record. The transcript has 16 exons.